AUGUCAUCAUUACGCGACUAUGGCCUUGCGGCCCCUCAUGGACCCAACAUGGACACCCACCACGUUGCAACUGAGCAGCUCUACGCCAUGAGCCAGAACGAGCAGGGCGUCUUCCAAACAAUUCUCAAGCCUGACGACAGUUACGACGAGAACGGCACAUACUGGGCUGAUAUGCCCAUCCUUCAGAGGAUCAAGUUCGUCAACAAGGUCAACAACGCAGAGGCGAAGAGAGAGGCGUCGGCGACAUGGGCCAUGAUCAAAAAGGAUCCCCUGAGUCCUCUUGGUUACUACAUGCGCAACAUGGUCAUUCCCGGCAUGGGUCUUCUUCUCGAAGGUUACGUCCUCUUCUCCAUCGGCAACAUCAAGCCUCUUCUCCAAGCUGCUUUCCCUGCUUGCUGGAAGAAGGAGACUGUCUGUGACGGUACCUGGAUUGCAGCUCUUGAAUACCUCGAAAUUGUCGGUAUCAUUGUUGGUCAAAUCCUCGUCGGCAUUAUUGGUGACUGGCUCGGUCGUCGCUGGGGUCUGAUCCAAGAUGCUGGUAUCAUGUUCGUCGGUCUUCUCAUGCUCACUGCUUCUUGGGGAACCACCCUCAAUGGCUGGGUCAUCUGCUACGUCUGGUCUCUGUUCUUCUACGGUGUUGGUGUCGGUGGUGAAUACCCAAUGACUGCAACUUCCGGUAUGGAGAACGCUGUUGGUUCUGGAAAGGUUUCGACCAAGGAAGACCGUCUCCACCGUGGUCGCAAGGUCACCUCGGCUUUCUUGAUGCAAGGUUGGGGCCAGUUUGCCAACCAGGUCAUUCUGAUUCUCCUCUUGCUCAUUUUCCACGGCUCCGGCAACCCUCCCUACUCCAAGGUCUCGACUCAGUGGACCUACCGUGUCUCAUUCGCCAUUCCCGCUGUUGGAACUCUCUGGCUCGUCUACUUCCGUACCUUCAAGAUGCGCUCUGCCUCAAAGCAGCUCGCUGCUGCAAAGAAGAAGUCCAACGUCACCGGAUACGACACUGAGUCUCUCAAGCUUACCCUUACCCACUUCGGUCCUCGUCUGAUCGCAACUGCUGGUGCCUGGUUCGCCAACGAUGUCUUCUUCUACGGUAACAAGCUCUUCCAAGCCGAGUUCAUUUCCGUUCUCCUUCCUGGCAACAAGUCCGUCAUGGUUGGCUGGCUUUACAACUUGGUCAACGUUGGUGUUUCGCUUUGCGGUUACUACCUGGCCUCCUUCUUGAUCGACAACAAGCUCUACGGACGCAAGUGGAUGCAGAUCGUCGGUUUCUUGCUCGACUUUAUCCUCUUCGUUGUACCCGCAUUCAACUUCGAAUACUACACUAGCACUUCAGGAGUCCACGCUUUCCAGGCAAUGUACUUCCUGUCAUCCUUCUUCAACCAGUUCGGCCCCAACUCCGUCUCUUUCCUUGUUGCCGCUGAGGUCUUCCCCACCCCCAUUCGUGCUACUGCCCACGGUUUCAGCGCAGCCGUUGGAAAGCUCGGUGCUCUUCUCGCCGCCGUCCUCUACAACUACAUUGACACCCAGACCAAGUUCUACGUCGUUCCCUGGUUUGGUCUCGCCGGUGCCGUCGUCACAUGGCUCUUCCUCCCCGAUACCACCGGUCUCGAUCUCAAGGAGCAGGAACGUCGCUGGGCCUUUAUCCGCGUCGGCAAGGGUGACGAAUACCGCGGUGUCGCCAUCCACCCCAAGCACUUGUCAGUAUGGGAGCGCUUCCGCGGCGUCGGCAAGAACUACAACGCCGAAGUCGACUACCAACAGCGCGUCGAGGAAAUGCGUCAUGAGUGGGAAGAGAGCAUGGCUUCCAAGGUCGCCGAAAAGGAAAACAACAUGGAUCCCGACAUUGUCGAUGACGAGGACUGGCACAGCGAAAUUUCCAGCUUCUUCACCCGCUCCAAGAACGGACCCCGCGGCGCUCAAUCCCCUCUCAUCUCCCCCAUGAUCCGCGGUAAUGAGAGACAAACUCCUCUGCCCUCACCCAUGAUGAGGGGGAUGGAAAAGAGAAGUCCCAUGCCCAGUCCCAUGAUCCGCGGCCAAGUCAAGGAAGAAGACGAGUCUGAUGAGGCUUUGAAUGAGAAGCGAUAG
This is a messenger RNA of Aureobasidium pullulans EXF-150, 2085 nucleotides long. Its product is annotated as putative MFS phosphate transporter. Gene Ontology annotation, biological process: transmembrane transport. The transcript has a single exon. NCBI's taxonomy places the organism in Eukaryota, Fungi, Ascomycota, Dothideomycetes, Dothideales, Saccotheciaceae. Gene Ontology annotation, cellular component: membrane. The record is from RefSeq and is a predicted model, not a curated record. Bases 1 to 2085 code for a protein of 694 amino acids. Gene Ontology annotation, molecular function: transmembrane transporter activity.